UCUCUCUCUCUUCCAUUUAUUUUGCCCCUUUCUCUAGGCUACUCCACAACCUCCUAGCUAACUCAAAUUCAUUUCUUUAUAUCUGUGCGUUUCCACUAUUGUAUAUAAACUCAUCUCCUGCUUUGCUUAAUUUGCCUGUAGUCUUUGAGUUCUCUUGCCUAAAAGUUGAAGGAGCUUUGUGUUUUUAUCUGGAUUAGUCAUGAAAACCAUCAAUAUUUGCAUGAGACUGAACAUUCUUUUUCCCUAUUUCAUACUUGCAGCUACUCUGUUCGCUCAUUCUGAUGCAAGAACAUCAAUGAGACUGGUGAAGGAACCUCCAAAACGUCAAAGCAGUCUGUUUCUCAUGACUGCAGCCAAAUUGAAUUUGGUGAAGCAAUUAGAUUCUUCCAAUGCUGGACCCUAUGGAGUUAGCUCACCGUUCACUUUGCCACCUUAUGAUUCCCUCCCUCCAACACCCUUGCCUGAAAAUGCCCCUCCCUUUUGUUUAUACCCUCCCAACACCCCACAAACCCCCUCCACUGCAAUUCCAGCCCCUGUAGCUAAUAUCCCACCAUCAACUCCAACUGGAUUCAACCCGAAUCCUUCCGGAUCCGUUCCUAGUCCACCACAGCUCCUACCUAGUCCUACUACUUAUAUUCCAAGCCCAUCCGGGUCCACAUUGAGCCCACCAUAUUAUGAGCCCAGCCCACCAGGUUUCAGUCCAAGCCCACCAGGUUUCAACCCAAGCCCACCUUCUCCAUCCUCUUCUAUACCAUCUCCAACAGGGUUUGCCCCUGGACCACCUUCUACUAGUGUUCCAUCUCCAUUUGGUUUUGUUCCAAGCCCUCCAGUGUUUCUACCACCCAUUGUUUACCCUCCACCCACUACUCCACCAAGUCCAAAAAGAGCACCAAGCAUAGCCUUGUGGUGUGUGGCAAAGCCCUCAGUGCCAGACCCAAUCAUUGAAGAGGCUAUGAAUUAUGCAUGCGGGUCUGGUGCAGAUUGUGCUUCCAUUCAGCCACAAGGCAACUGCUUUCAGCCCAACACAUUGUUUGCACAUGCUUCCUAUGCCUUCAACAGUUAUUGGCAAAGAACCAAAGUGGCUGGGGGUACUUGUGAGUUUGGAGGAACUGCCAUGCUUGUCACUGUUGAUCCAAGCUAUGAUGGCUGCCGCUUUGUCUACUAUUGAUGAUGAACACAAAGUGUUGUUAAUUGCAGGAAUAGAUGAAAGCAGUCUUAUUCUCUCUUUUCUAUUUUUUCAAUCUUCUCCAUUUUUAUUUUUAUUUUUAUUGGAAAUAC
This is a messenger RNA of Ziziphus jujuba (common jujube), 1278 nucleotides long. RefSeq names its product proline-rich receptor-like protein kinase PERK2. Lineage: Eukaryota; Viridiplantae; Streptophyta; Magnoliopsida; Rosales; Rhamnaceae. The transcript has 3 exons. The coding region runs from base 200 to 1168 and encodes 322 amino acids. The record is from RefSeq and is a predicted model, not a curated record.